CGACCGACGACGACAACGGGCCACACACACUCGUCUGCUCCAUUCAUUCGGCAACAUCAACAACAACAAUAACAACAACAAAAUCCUCCGCCAUACCUUGAUCACACCGGCAGCGCAUUCUCCCCCAUCCCGCCAUGGCAUCGUCUGUGGCCCCCCAAGCGGCACGGGGACCACAGUCGUCGCCGUCGCGUCAACAACAUCCGACGACACCCACUAAUGACACGCCAAGCCGUGCUGCUGCUGCCGCCGCCGCCGACACCGACAGCAGAAUACACACGCCAACACGCUCCAAGGCUGCCAAAGCCGCUGCAACUGAUGCAGCAGCGCACGCACCAGCACCACCACCACCGACUGCGGCCGUACCUCCAGAGAUUGCAAAGCCGCAUUGCUUCUUCCCUAUGAACAACCACCCAACGAAGUCGUCAGAGUCCGAGCCCGAAGCCAUCCCGGACGAGGUGUACGUCCAUCCGAACGACGACCCAGCAGCGUUGCGCGGCAUCCCAAUCUUCAAGCCGACGUACGAAGAGUUCAAGGACUUUGAUGUCUACAUGGAAAAGGUGCUCCCCUGGGGCCAGCGCUCGAGCAUUGUCAAGAUCAUCCCCCCGCAGGAAUGGGUCGACAACGUAAAGCUGAUCGACAAUCAGCAAAUGUCCGAGCUCCAGAUCCGCAGCCCCAUCGAGCAGCGCAUGGUCGGGACAGGCGGCGUCUUUGUCCAGCAGAACAUUGAGCGCUUGCGCAGCCGCGGCGGCCUGGCCAUCCAUGAGUGGUUCGACAAGUGCGCUCAAGACAAGUACCAGACACCGAAUCCCAAGGAGAUUGUUACGCGCACGCAGGACCGCGACUCGAAGGAAGCCAAGGCGCGUCUCGCCGCCGAGGCCGCUCGUGUCAAGGCUGAGAGGGCUGAGAAGAAGGCCAAACGCGACGCGGCGGCCCGGAGGAAGCUGGAGCGGAGGAAGGCGAAGGCCGAGGAGGCGGAGUCGCAGGUGGAUGUCGAGGCAGAGGCCAAGCCAGAGCUGGAUGCCGCUUUGUUGACGGCCGACGCCGUUCCAUCUGUCGCAGCUUCGCCGGCGAUCCACGAAGAGGUGGACGAUCUUCCCGCGCUCGAGGUCGCAUCACACACAUCACGCUCGACAGCAGAGCCGCUGGCCACGACGCCCGACUCGGCAACCAUGGCUGCCGAGGUGGAGGAGCAGCUGAAGCCGGUCAACCCGUUCUACGAGAACACCGACCUGCACAAGGACUGGCUCCCACAAGAUGCGACACACGAGGAUUUUACCGUGCAGGGAUGCGCCAACCUCGAGCGCAAGUUCUGGAGGACUCUCGGCCAGGGGUCGAAUAGCUGGUACGGCGCCGAUCUCGCUGGUUCGCUGUUCGCCGAAGAGGAUUACCCUUGGAACGUUGCAAACCUCCCCAAUCUCCUCAACAAGCUCCCCGAAAAGCUGCCAGGUGUCAACUCGCCAUACCUUUACUUUGGCAUGUGGCGCGCGGCCUUCUCGUGGCACGUUGAGGACAUGGACCUCUUCUCGAUCAACUACAUCCACUUUGGCGCGCCAAAGUUCUGGUACGCCGUGCCUCAGGUCGACGCCGAGCGCUUCGAGUCUGUCACCAAGAGCUACUUCCCCAACGACGCCAAUACAUGUGACCAGUUCAUGCGUCACAAGUCGUGUACCUUGUCGGCGACCAAGCUCCACAGCAGCGGCAUCCGGGUGAACAAGCUGGUGCAGUACCAGAACGAGUUCGUCAUCACCUUCCCUCGCGGAUACCACGCUGGGUUCAACGUCGGCUUCAACUGCGCAGAGAGUGUCAACUUUGCACUCCCCUGCUGGCUGGAGCUGGGCAAGAAGGCCAAGGCAUGCUCCUGCGUCGACUACAGUGUGCGCAUCGAUGUUGAUCGUCUCACGGGCGCAAGGUCGCCAACACCAAAGGAGGAGACACCAGAGCCGGUCGAGCCGACACGUUCAAGAAAGAGGAAGGCGCCUGGCGAGCCAGGCAGCUCGAGCAAACGAGGCCGUCGUCCAAAGGUUGAACAGCAGGCCCAAGAAGAGGGCACGCCCGUUCCGGAACGUCCGCUUGUUGUGCGUCUCCAAAGGCCGGAAAACACCAUCUCCCUCACGAAGCAACCGAAAGCAGCUGUCACCCGUGAGAUCCCAACCUACCCCUGCGUACUGUGCCCUGGUCUCGAGACGGAAGACUUGGCCCCAGUUUUCGAGCCAUCGGACCACAUCCGUUCAGUAUCGAAGACACCCGUGACCCAGGCUCAUGUCUCAUGUGCUGUGGCUGUACCAGAGGCGUUCACCGACGAGGUGGAGGUGGACGGCGUGACAUCUACCUACAUCAAGGGUCUCGACGACAUUGGCAAGGAUCGGUGGAAGCUUAAAUGUUCUUGUUGCCCUGACAAGCGGACAGCAACAAUGGGAACAAAGAUUCAAUGCACCAAGGGCAAGUGUAUGCGGGCGUACCACGUGUCAUGUGCAAAGAAGAAUCCCGAGGUUCUGUACACGGCCGACAUGCGGAUACACCGAGUCGAGGUCCCGCCGGCUGGCAGCGGUAACUUUGAGGACACACCAGUGUUUACAGUCGAGCUGUUAUGUCCCAAGCAUAACCCGGCCAUGCUCGAGCUGAAGAAGCGCCAGGCCCAAGAUAAGCUUCGGGAACAGAUUCUCGGCAUCUCUCCGGGCUCGGCGGUUAAGAUCAAGAAGAAUGGUAGCUCAUACGCCGCCCUCCUGAUCGAGGCCAAAGAGGCGUCACAAACGGUCGUCGUCACGCUACCAGACGGCUCAAUCAGAGAAGUCGCUUGGAGUGCCCUCGACUUGCGGCCCAACCAGCCGCAAAUGCUGGAGAACGAGUACGCUGGCCCUCCGAAGCGGAGUCGAAAAGUCACUACUGCCGCCGGUCCUGAGGCCCAAACGCCAUUCACCGGAAUGCCCUUGACCAAGGCCCCACCACCAAUAGGCUCUGCGCCGCCGCCGCAAUUGGUUGGCCAAGCAUCGUCCCACGGGGCCUAUUAUUACGCGCAGCCGCGAGGACAUGCACAAGCACCUGGGUACCACGGCGGUCACAACUUUUAUCAGCCGCCUCCACAUGUGCAACCUCCACAUGCGCACGGCGUCUUCGUCGUGAACUCAAAAGACGGCGGCUUCUACCCUGCGCAGGCUCCCCCACCCCCAUUCUCUUACGGUCCUGGGCCUAUGGUAGCAUACCAAGGCCAAUCGAUCCCCCAAGUGUCCUACCACCCCCACCGCCUGCCAGUACCUCCACCCGGGAGACUACCCCAGUACACCUCGCCUCGCCAGCCUCCUCCACAUCUCCCCCCUCCGCCUGCACACCUCCAGUACCGCUCCCACACCAUGUCGGCCGCUCCUCCUUCAGGAACCCCGCCCGGGCCUAGUACAAGUCCCAACCAGCAACUGAGAGCGACCCCGUUGCCGACCCCCGUUGCCGCACCAAGUGGAGUGGGCAAGAUCGACCUCGGACUCGACCGCAUGAGUGCUUUGAUGGCAGGCCUUCCUCCUCUCACCACUCCCGCUAUCCACCUUACUGGCACAAACGGCAAGGGGUCCGUGUCUGCCAUCCUCGAGUCGUGCCUGCGCUCAGCCGGCCUCCGCACGGCUAGGUACAACUCUCCCCACCUUCUCGAGCCGCGCGAUACCGUCAGAAUCAACGGCGCACCGCCGUCUGCCGAAGAUUACACUGCGGCCGUGGCACAUGUUCAGAAGGUGUCAGACAGCCGUGGCCUACAGGCGACCGUGUUCGAGAUUGGCACAGCCGCCGCCUUCCUACUCGCCAACACCGCCCAGCCACCGGCCGACGUCAUGAUCAUUGAAUGCGGCAUGGGCGGUGCUCGUGACGCCACGAAUGUCAUGCCUCCGGGAAUCACCCUCGCGUCGGCUCUCAGCUCCGUCGGUCUCGACCAUACUGCCAUGCUCGGAAACACAAUCGCCGCGAUCGCAAGGGAGAAGUCGUCGAUUGUGGUCGAGGGCGGUGUUCUCGUGGUUGCCCCGCACCUGCACCCUGAUGCUCUUGCUACAGCCAAGCAAGUGACUCAAGAGCGCCGGGCGCACCUCAUCGAGUCUGCUCCAACGACGACUGUCGCCCCUGCUGGCGCCUUGACUCUCUCGCCAUUCAAGGAGCCCGCUGCUCCCACCGUCCGUACGCCACUUGCCGGCAGCCCCGCCAAGGCAAUUGACACCCACCUCGCCCUUCCCGGCAGCCACCAGCUUGACAAUCUGUCCCUGGCGCUGACCAUCCUUGACGUGCUGAGGAACGACCGGCGUGCGCUCGCCGUUCAGCCCAAGCUGAGUGGCCUUACAGAUGAGAGACUACAGGCCGGCGUGCAGUCGACCCGCUGGAGCGGUCGCUGCUCGUGGCUCAAGUGUACGGACCCUGCUUCGGGCCAGGAGAUUCCCGUCCUGGUUGACGGUGCGCACAACGGUGACUCGGCCGCCACGCUUCGCUCGUACGUUGAUUCGCUGGGCAUUUCGCCCGAACGCCCGCGCACCUUUGUGCUCUCGCUCUCCUCUUCACCCGGCAAGACGCCCGAGAGUGUGCUUGCGCCGCUCCUGCGCCGAGGCGAUCGCGUUGCGCUGGUCGACUUUACGACGCCCGUGGAGGGCAUGCCGUGGGUCAAGCCCGUUGAGCGUGGCGAGGCACAGGCUGCGGCCGCUGGUUUGGUCGGGCCUACGGGGACUGUCCACAGCAUGGCGGGUUCGGGCCCAGCGGCAGUCGCCGAGGCCUUGCGCUGGUCAGUCAGCGACUGGCCCCAGCAAGGCCCGGGCCUGAUCGUCGUCUGCGGCAGUCUGUACCUCGUCGCCGACGCGUACCGCCUGGUAGGUCAGUCGGCGUAACACCUCGCAAAUGAAUACACCUGUCGAGGUUAACGAUCAGCCAUGAUCACUGUAUGUAUCCAUAUGCAACUGUACACGA
Molecule: messenger RNA, 4923 nt
Organism: Vanrija pseudolonga
Lineage: Eukaryota; Fungi; Basidiomycota; Tremellomycetes; Trichosporonales; Trichosporonaceae
Product: DNA damage-responsive transcriptional repressor RPH1
Exons: 6
Coding region: 135-4844 (1569 amino acids)
Biological process (GO): chromatin remodeling; regulation of gene expression; folic acid-containing compound biosynthetic process
Cellular component (GO): nucleus; chromatin
Molecular function (GO): histone H3K9 demethylase activity; ATP binding; histone H3K36 demethylase activity
Source: RefSeq, a predicted model, not a curated record